AUGGCUCCCAACCGCAUCAUCAUCGACACUGACCCGGGCGUUGACGAUGUUCUGGCGAUGCUUCUCGCCCUUUCCGUCAACCCUGACGAACUCGAGGUUGCCAUGAUCUCCGUCACAUACGGCAACGUCGAACUUCAGAGCUGCCUCAAGAACGCGGUUGCGCUGUUCCACGUGCUGGAGAAGGAGUUGAUCUGGCGCAAGGAGAACGGCAAGGCCGAGAACUUUGGGACCCUGAAGACGCACAAGCCCAUCAUUGCCGUUGGCGCCGAGCACCCCCUGGAGGAUGACCAGCUCAUGGCUGACUACUUCCACGGCGUCGACGGCCUGCACGGCGUGCACACCGAGCACCCCCACCUCGAUGCCGAGGAUACGUGGAAGAGCCUCUUCCACAAGGACUCGGCCACCCUGGACCACGAUCCUUCCCCCUACUCCAAGUACUUCACAGCCUCCAAGGAGCCGGCGCACAAGGAAAUCCUCCGCCUGCUGCGCGAGAGCCCCAAGGACACGCUCACGCUGAUCGCCGUUGGCCCCAUGACCAACUUUGCUCUCGCCGCCGCCGAGGACCCGGAGACCUUCCUCAAGGCCAAGGAGGUCCUCGUCAUGGGCGGCGCUGUGAACGUCGAGGGCAACAUCACCCCCGUCGCCGAGUUCAACACGUACGCCGACACGGUCGCCACGGCCCGCGUGUUCGCCCUCACCUCGCCCUGCCCCAAGUCCACCAUGCCCCCGCUCUCCCAGACGCGGUCCUCGCUGCCCGCGUACCCGGAGAAGCUGUCGCGCAAGCUCAAGCUGACGCUCUUCCCCCUCGACAUUACGACGCCCCACCUCCUCAACAAGAACUACUUCACCGAGCGCGUCAAGCCGUUCGUCGACGCCGGCAGCCCGCUCGCCGUGUGGGUCAACCACUUCCUCAGCGGCACCUUCAACAAGAUUGACAGCCUCGUCGGCGACGGCAACGAGCCUGGCCUGUCGCUGCACGACCCCCUCACCAUCUGGUACGCCAUCACGCAGUCGGACGCCAGGUGGAAGGGCACGCCGCAGCUCGAGGACAUUCGCAUCGAGACCUCGGGCCAGUGGACGCGCGGCAUGCACGUCGUGGACCGCCGCACGCGCGCCAAGGUCGGCGAGGCGUCCGUCGAGCUCAGCGCGUCGACAACCGAGGACGUCGACGUGCUGACGCUGGCCGACGCCCCUGGCGACGACGACGGCUGGCUCAACGUGACCAAGGGCAACAGGAUCAACAGGAUCAUCGAGUCGCCAGGGGAGGAUGCGUUUGCUGAGUACCUGAUGAAGAGGGUUUUCGCGUAG
Molecule: messenger RNA, 1308 nt
Organism: Verticillium nonalfalfae
Lineage: Eukaryota; Fungi; Ascomycota; Sordariomycetes; Glomerellales; Plectosphaerellaceae
Exons: 4
Coding region: 1-1308 (435 amino acids)
Biological process (GO): purine nucleoside catabolic process
Cellular component (GO): cytosol
Molecular function (GO): purine nucleosidase activity
Source: RefSeq, a predicted model, not a curated record